AUGACUUUAUUAACGUCGUCAAUCAUUGUUUCGAUUAAUGAACUUUUCAAGUUCAUCCUCUUAAUCUUAACUCUUUACACCGCUCGUUUCUAUUUUCGUUAUUUUACACGAAAAAAUAAAGUCCCGGGACCACUUCCGUUCCCCUUCUUUGGUACUAUGCCUUACUCUUACAUUGUAGGUCAAUAUAGAUUUCUUAACUAUUGUUAUGAAAAAUAUGGAACAUUAUUUGAGAUAUACGUUGGAGACGAUCUGAAUACCAAUCGAGAAAUUUAUAUAUGUAAACCAGAGUUGCUUGAAAAAAUCUUCUCUAGCUCCACAAAAAGUAAUUUUUUAUUACGAAGACCAAAUAAUGAAGGAAUGAACGAAUUUGGAUUUGGUAAAAGUGGUAUGGUUGUGAACAGUGAUUUAAGUAGUUGGAGAAGGAACAGAAUGUUAUCCGUACCCUUGCUCAUGAAUGCAGGAUUUUUAAAAACUCAAGUGCAUGUAAUACAAGAAUUGUUUCAGGAAAUGGAAAAUUAUUGGAAAUUGUUACAUGAUAAGAAUGAUGAGAAGAUCAUUUUGGAUUUUACUAGUUGGAUGCAUAGGUUUGCCUUGGAUGUGGUUAUUACUUCGUCAUUGGGUAGAUCUUCUUACGCGUUAAAAUCUUUUUAUAACACUUUUACCCAAAGUGAUGGUACGAUCGAAAAGAACGAAAAUACAAGUUCCAUCGAAUAUGAUUCAAGUGAUCUACUUAUUCGGCAGGUCAAAUCAUUCUUCAAAGCGUUGCUAUUCGUUAAACAUCCGUCUUGGUUACGUCACACAUUCCUCAUUUACUACAAUAAUUUUUAUUUGAACGAAAUAAAGUCGUUAAACAAUAUUAUAGAGAAUUUUAUUAAAUUACGUCGCGAAGAAAUUCUGUUGGAAAUAAAAAAUGGAAAAAAUGUUCAAGAGGAUAGGCGAGAUAUAAUGUCUUUAUUUCUAUUGAAGUAUUCGACGAUAACUGAUGAAGUGAUUAGAUCGAACUUGAUUGAAAUCUUUAUUGGUGGAAAUGAGACGGUUUCAAGUUCAAUUGGUUUCAUUAUGUAUUAUUUGUGUAAGUACCCCCAUGUAAAAAAUCAGCUAAUUGAUGAAAUCGACGUGAUUCUCUCGUCAAACAUCCUUCGUGAAAUCACUUUUGAAGAUAUUGAAAAAUUCGAAUACGCUGAGGCCUUAAUUAAAGAAGUGACUAGAUUGACGCCGAUAUCGCCUUUAAUUGCCCGUAGUAAUGUGGUAGAAGACGAAUUAGGCGAAUAUACAUUUGAAGCAGGCACAAAAUUUUAUGCUUUUAUGAUUCAAAUUUAUAAGAAUCCUGAAUAUUUUACGAAUCCUGAAGAAUUUAAUCCAGACCGCUUUUUGAAAGGGUCUGAAAAAAUUUCCCGUUUUAACACUCUUUUACAAUUUGGUUCUGGAUUGCGUAUGUGCCCAGGUAGACAAAGCGCCAUGACUGUCAUAAAAACAUUUUUGAUGUGUUUUUUUAGAAAGUAUGAUGUUGAAUUUGCGGACGAAAACCAAGAAUUAAAAAUAUCGUUUGAUGUUUCAUUUCAUUGUGGAGAAUAUAAAAUUGCUAUUAAAAAGAGAUAG
Molecule: messenger RNA, 1599 nt
Organism: Funneliformis caledonium
Lineage: Eukaryota; Fungi; Glomeromycota; Glomeromycetes; Glomerales; Glomeraceae
Source: the annotation of a GenBank genome assembly